This is a messenger RNA of Marmota flaviventris (yellow-bellied marmot), 1489 nucleotides long. Its product is annotated as OX-2 membrane glycoprotein-like. NCBI's taxonomy places the organism in Eukaryota, Metazoa, Chordata, Mammalia, Rodentia, Sciuridae. The record is from RefSeq and is a predicted model, not a curated record. Gene Ontology annotation, molecular function: cell-cell adhesion mediator activity. Gene Ontology annotation, biological process: negative regulation of neuroinflammatory response; regulation of immune response; heterotypic cell-cell adhesion. Gene Ontology annotation, cellular component: cell surface; neuronal cell body; axon.
CUGAAGCAGGUGACGCUUAGGAUCCUCUCCCCUCCCCGGCAUAGCUCGGGGGCAAAGACUGGUCGGGGAGAACUGCCGGCCCUUUUCCUAGCAGCAGCCGGCCACCCUGCGCGCACGGCUGGGAUCCAGAAUGGAGAGGCUGGUAUUCAGGAAGCCCUUCUGUCAUCUGUCCACCUACAGCCUGAUUUGGGGCAUGGCAGCAGUGGUGCUGUGUACAGCACAAGAGGAAGUGGUGACCCAGGAUGAAAAGUUGCUGCUGAACACACCUGCAUCCUUAAGAUGUUCUCUGCAAUCUGCCCACGAAGCCUUGAUUGUGACAUGGCAGAAAAAAAAGGCUGUAAGCCCAGAAAACAUGAUUACCUACAGCAGGAACCAUGGGGUUGUGGUCCAGCCUGCCUACCAGGGCAGAGUGAACAUCACCGAGCUGGGACUCCAGAACUCAACCAUCACCUUCUGGAACACAACGCUGGAGGACGAGGGGUGCUACAUGUGUCUCUUCAACACCUUUAGUUCUGGGAAGAUCUCGGGAACAGCCUGCCUCACCCUCUAUGUACAGCCCACAGUAUUCCUUCACUACAAUUUCUUUGAAGACCACCUAAAUAUCACUUGCUCUGCCACUGCCCGCCCAGCACCCAUGAUCUCCUGGAAGGUUGCUGGGUCAGGGAUUGAGAACAGUACCGAGAGUCUAUUACACCCUAACGGGACCACAUCUGUCACCAGCAUACUCCGUGUCAAAGACCCCAAAAGUCAAGUGGGGAAGGAGGUAAUCUGCCAAGUGCUGUACCAGGGGACUGUGACUGAGUACAAGCAAACUGUGAACAAAGGCUUUUGGUUUUCAAUUCCACUCUUGUUAAGCAUUGUUUCCCUGGUAAUUCUUCUGGUUUUAAUCUCAAUCUUAUUAUACUGGAAACGUCACCGGAAUCAGGACCGAGCAUUCCACAAGCCAGCUGCCCAUUUAAGAGACUGUGAAAUUGUCCAAUAUGAUCACUCAUUAAAUAGCACUUCCUAUGUUAUACUCCCAUGAUGUCUCAAACACUAUCGGCAACAUACAGAGCCCUAGAGGAGCCACACGGAACCCUGAAAGAUUUUCCCUGAUCUACUUGAAUCUGAUGUAAGAGGAAAGAAGGAGGAAAAUAGGUCAUUCUCCAAGGCACUUAUAUGAGCAAAAGAGGCGGGAACGAAUGUUUUAAGAAUUCCAUGACUUUUCACUGCCAUCUAAGCUACUCAGUGUUUGAAGUCCAAGAGAAAGUCAUUUUACCUCUCAGGUCUGUUGUAGGACUUGAUUUUGUAAAGCAAUGCAGUGUUGUGCUGUUGGAAGGCACUGGACUUAGAAUCAGGACGUUGAGCUCACAGGCUGACGUGGGCUCCCACCGGUGGGAACCCUGUGUUGGUCACUUUACCUCAAUGAGCGUCUGUGUCCUCAUCCAAAAUGGUAACAGUCUUGGACCUGAUAAUUUACCAUGCAGUUGUAAAAAUUGAUGAAAUUCCA